UCUAAUGCGUAUGAGUAUGCUUCAACGGUUCUUUUGCGGUCACACUGCAAGCCAGACGAAAAAAGACGCGAAAAGAUGCAGAGAAUAUAAACAACGGUGUACUAUGCGACCGUACAAAUAUUUGAGAUUACAUACUGAAAAAUGGAAGCAGUAUCGAAGAUUUCCCUGAUAUUGUGUGCCUUGUUUGUCGUGCUCAACGCCGCAACGGCCAUCAGUGGCGACAGCACCCACUGUCUGGCCACAUACAGCAGUGCCGAGGCGUACCUGGCCCAAAUCCCGCAGCAACAUCGUCCACAGAUCAGGCCCAGGAUAAGGACCUGGCAGGAGCACGAGUUCUCACUGCUGGGCUACAAGUUCCACCUGCCGUUCGUUGGCCAUGCCGUCGACUCGGAUCUAGAUGAUAGUGACAGUGAUGAGGAUCUGUGGCUGGAUGCGGCGGACGCCGGAUCAGAGAGCGUAGAGGUGGAGGAGCAUGAACUUCCUUCGGUCGGUAACGUCGAUCCCACGGGCAAUGUUUUUAAGCUUAGCUGCGAGGAUGUGAACCUGAGGCGUGUUAACCAGGAGCUGCUCUCCCAGCGAAGCUCACACAUUAAUUACAACCAGCUAAUGCUGGCCCAUGUACCUGCGGAUCGCAGUAAUCCCCUGAAGCUGCCGCAGCUCGAAAGUCUGAGGGAAUUCAGCUGGCAGAGUAGUGAGCUUAAAGAUGAAACGCUCAGGGAGCUGUUCACCCGCCAGCCGCACUCCUUUGAGUAUAUGGAACGGCUGAAUCUCGCCGAGAAUCGCCUGGAGUGCCUUCAUUGGGCCAUUCCGCUGGCCGUGCGGCGCGUGAAAGUACUUAAGAUGAGCGGUAAUCGACUGAGCAAUUGCAGCGUGCUAAACCUGCAGCACAUGAAGCAACUGCAGGAGCUGCACUUGGACAGAAGCGAACUGACCUACCUACCGCCGCGCUUCCUGGGCGAGCUGAGCGAAUUGCGCAUGCUGAAUCUCAGCCAGAACUUGUUGACGGAGCUUCCACGGGACAUAUUUGUUGGAGCCCUGAAGCUGGAGCGCCUCUAUCUGUCCGGAAACCGGCUGAGCGUCCUGCCAUUUAUGCUCUUCCAAACGGCAGCCGACCUCCAAGUGCUGGACCUCAGCGACAACCGCCUGCUUUCCUUUCCGGACAACUUCUUUGCCCGCAACGGGCAGCUGCGUCAGCUGCACCUGCAGCGAAAUCAGCUUAAGUCCAUCGGCAAGCAUAGUCUGUACAGUCUGCGCGAGCUGCGUCAGUUGGACCUUAGCCAAAAUUCUCUGUCCGUCAUCGAUCGAAAGGCGUUCGAGUCUCUGGAUCACCUGCUCGCCCUGAACGUGUCCGGCAACAACCUGACCCUGCUGUCAUCCAUCAUCUUCCAGUCGCUGCAUGCCCUCAGGCAGUUGGAUCUCAGUCGGAACCAGUUCAAGCAGCUGCCCAGUGGGCUGUUUCAGAGACAGCGCUCCCUGGUGCUGCUACGCAUUGAUGAGACGCCCAUAGAGCAGUUCUCCAACUGGAUAUCGCGCUAUGACGAGUCCCUUGUGGAUCCGCAAGUGCUCCAUCGUUUGCGCUACCUUUCCGUACAGCAGAACCGGAAACUAACGCAUUUACCCGCCACCUUGUUCGCCAAUACUCCGAAUAUAAGGGAGCUGCUGCUGGCCGAGAACGGAUUGCUGCAGCUGCCCACCCAGAUCUCAGGACUGUCGCGAUUGCAGCGACUCAGUGUGCGUGGCAAUAGCUUGGGAUCACUGCCCGAAAAUAUCAAAGAGCUCAGACAGCUGCACUACCUUAAUAUAUUGGGCAACGAGUAUCAGUGCGACUGCAGCAUGUAUUGGCUAACUGCCUGGCUGGCGAAUACCAGCACUAGCCUGCGUCACCAACUCCCACAGGCACAGAACCAUAGCAAUGGCAGUCCCAACCAGACUCCACUGGACUCGUACGAGAGUAUCGACCAUCAAAUCGAUGCGCUCAAGUGUCAGUAUGGUUAUCGCGGCGAUAUGCUCCGCGUGCUAAGCAAGCUCAACUGCUCAGUGCCCUCGGUGGUGCAGUUCUCCGAGCCAAAGAUGCACAAGCUUCUCUCCACCGCCAAGCUGGAGUGCCAGAUUUCAGGGAGCCCAGUGCCGGACAUCAUCUGGGUGACACCACGCAAUAAGAUUUUACGCCACCAUGCUGAUCCUGACAAGCGGCCGAUCAUCAUCGACAGCAAGGAGGAUGCUCACCAGCCACCGAGUGCCCAGGAGCUAGCUGCCCUGAUGGACGAGAGCUACAUUCAAUUGUUGAACUGGACACGCCAGAAUAGUCUAGUGGGACGACGUGUGGUGCUGGUGGAGAACGGUUCGCUGCUGGUGCACAAUAUUUCGAGAAUUGACAGUGGCCUCUACACUUGUUAUGCGUUCAAUGUGAUGGGCAAAGCCUCGGCAGGAUUACGACUGUACAUCGAUCCCAUUGUGUUCUACCGAGUUAAAAUCGGUAGCAUUCUGUUUGGCACGGCUCUGGCCACCGCAUUCCUGCUGCUAACCCUAAUUGUGCAGGGAUUGAGGAGCUGCCUGUCACGCUGGGGCAUCUGUAAUCGCUUCUAUUGCUGCGUCAAUCGAAAGAAGAAGUCACCGCGCAAACGCCAAAUAUACGCUAUGCUGGACAGCAUCGAGACCUACAAGAGCCAGCAAUUGGAGAGGCUGAGAGAGAACUACACGCAGCAGGUGCACCGCAUCCGGGAGAACUGCGCCCAGCAGGUGGAGUGGAUCCAGAGCAGCUACACCAGCCAGGCCAAGCAUAUUCGCGAGUUCCGCGACAUAGGCUCGAAUCAUCUGACCACGCUGAAGGACCAAUACUACGAUCAGGUGAAGAAGGUGCGCGACUACUCCACAGGCCAGUUGAGCUGGGUGCGGGAAAACUACGUCUUCCAAAGGAACAAAAUCCGGAAGUUUAGUGCGCAUCAGGUAUUGCGCCUCCGCGAGGGAUACAAAUACCAACAGCAGACGCUGAACAAGGUGCUGGAGAACCUACCUAGUUUCUACUUUGAGAAUUGUCGCGGAGGAUGUGAGGAAGACAUUGCCGAGGACAUAGACUGCUACUUCAAAGGCCAAAUGGACUUUGGUGGCUCCAAGGAGCUGCACAUACAAAAAAUUAAGGCGCGCCUAUCUGCUAAUUACUCAGCGAGCAAGGCGUCGCUUUACUAUACCCCACCAGACGAUGACUUGCUGCAUAGUUCGCAACUUAACCUGCAGACCUCCCCCAUCCACAUCAACUACAUUGAUGAGAAUCUGGAUCAGCAAAAGCAGUUGGAGCACGAUUUCAAAAUGGAACCCCAGCUAUUGCUUUACAAUGCCCCCAUGCUCUAUAUGAAUCCUGAAGGCGCCAGCAGCAGUAGCCAGGCGGCGGCUUUGGCGGCAGCAGGGGCUCUAUCGCAGUUCAUCAGCGUGGAGGACAAUAAUCAAGAGCAGGAGAUGCAGCCGCUAAGAAAGAUCAGCGGAAAAGCACUGGGGAUGCCCGAACUGAAGGACUUGAACGAUGUGAAGAGCUCAAAGUCAUGUCCGGCCAUUUAUAAGGUUUCCAAACAGCGAGAUGGUAGCACACUGCAUGAGCUGCAGAAGGAGGGCGAAGCACCCUACCAAAUGCUUCGCCUAAACCCGGUGGAGACCACUUCGCUGACCUCAUCCGUUGCUCCUACGAUGAGGACGGAGAAACUGAACAUUAUCCUGGACGAAUGCGGCACGGCGUCGUUGUGCAAAGCGGAGCAGGAGGGCGACGCAGGGAAUAGCGAGACUCCACCGUCCGAGUCCAGUUGUGAGUCCAACAGCUUGGCCGCCAGUUGCGGCGACGUCUGCCAGGUCAGCAGCAAGCUGGGAAAUGCCGCCUCAUUAUCAUCUACUCCCCCCAAGCCUGACCACGCCAGCACUUAGAGAUUUUUUUAAAUUAAACAUUAGUAACGAAGAUAUAAACUGUAUAGAAGUACGUAAAUCAAACACGCAUCUGCAAAUGAAGUUAAUGUUAAUGGUUACGCUACGAUGGUAGGGCGGACAACAAUAAUUAAACUUAGAGUUAAUUAGCAAAACACAGAAAUUCAAGUGCUGAACAUUAGGAAAUAUAUAUGUAUAUCGGAACAAGUCAUACGAUUACACCGACCGAUGAGCUGAUCAAAAACCAAGCUUAAUGAAUUUAAAAUUGAGAUCAAUUCACCACUGGAUUCCAUCGCUGAGGUAUCACGUCAAUAAAACUUGAAAAGAGCCCCCAUUUGUGAUUUCAUUACAUAACGAGUUUAAAGCAUCAAAACUGUAAAGUGCAAGGCGUAUUUUAAAGUGAAACUGACAAAUUUUAAUUGAACUGUAUGAAAAUAAAAGCGUAUAUAACAAAUAAACCAUAACAUA
Molecule: messenger RNA, 4374 nt
Organism: Drosophila mauritiana
Lineage: Eukaryota; Metazoa; Arthropoda; Insecta; Diptera; Drosophilidae
Exons: 5
Coding region: 142-3909 (1255 amino acids)
Molecular function (GO): protein binding
Source: RefSeq, a predicted model, not a curated record